AGGAAGAUAAAUAGAUGAGGAAGGGGAAGAUUAGCCUCGCUUCCUCUAAACUUCUUGCUGUGUGUGAUUUCUGCCUCGUCUCUUCUGGCUUGCAGCCUCUCUCUCUCUCUCUCUCUCCCCCUUCUUUCUCUGCCAUCCAAGUAGAGGUUUGAAACUUCCAUUAGAGACAUAGGUGGUGAAUUUCUUGGUGCUGCUAAACCAUUUCCAUAUUUCUUUGGGCUUAAGAAGACCUGAAUUUUUUACAUGUGGAGAUAUAUGCAGGCUAGUUUCUUUGAAGUUUUAAUGAACUGAAAAGGCUUCACAGAGAGCAUAAACAAUCCAAUACCUUCAUUGGAGAACUGAUGGGACACUUUUAUAAAUAGUUUGUAUUGCGUGAGGCUUUCUACCCCUACCGAUGAGCAAAAACAUUCAGCAAACUUCUCUUGAUGGUCCUCUGGGCUUGGACAUUUGUGAGUAAACAGGUGGGAAGCCACUGAAGUGGCCUUAAUCUCCAACGCAAAAAAGCCUAGAAUCCAUGUUAACAUCUUCAAAGGAAUAUGCCUACUCAACCUCUUUUAGCAUAUAUGGAUGGACCAGAUGGCAUAGCAAGUACUGUUGGUUCACGUAUGGAGAACAAUGAUGCCACUAUGCCAAUAAAAGGGGCCAACACAAUUUCGUACAAGAACUUGCAAGACAAGUUCUUAAUGCAAGGGGAAGGAUGCAUGCCUUUGGAUUGCAUGUUCUGUGAUCAGACUUUCAAGCAUCCAGAAGAUCUUGGUAAGCAUGUCUUAAUGCAGCACAGGCCAACACUCUGCGAACCAGCAGUUCUGCGUGUAGAAGCGGAAUACCUUAGCCAUCUUGAUAAAGGACAAGUGAAAACAGACUUGCCACCCUCAGAUGCCAAUGAAAAGGAUAGCCAAGAUUUCAGUUGCUUGGUUUGUGGACAAACAUUUGAGGAGGCAUAUGAUGUUGAGGCCCACAUGAGAAAGCACAAGGACUCUUUCACUUACUGGUGCAGUGUUUGUGGGAGGAGAUUUAAGGAGCCAUGGUUCCUCAAAAAUCACAUGAGAACACAUACUGGUAAGCCUGGUUCUAGAAGCAAGACACCUCAAGGAUCAGAGAGUCCUAUAACCAUAAAUGAGGUUGUACAGGACCAAGUAACUGAAAGUAUUACAUCACCUUACAAAAUCUGCAUGGUUUGUGGCUUCCUAUUUCAGAAUAAGGAAAGUUUAAUUGAGCACAGUAAAGUACAUACCAAAGAUUCAGUAGCCAGUGAUGAUGGCUCACAAGCUGAUCCAGAUGACAAAGGAAAUGGAUCGCCCAGGGAAGAGUUUUUGCAGUUUUUAAACUUAAAACCACGUAUGCCUCCUAGCAAUAAAAAGCAAGAAAAGCCUGUGAAAUGGAUAGCAGAGUUAGAUCCGUUCAGUACGUAUCAGGCAUGGCAACUGGCUACCAAAGGAAAAAUUGCUACUGGCCACGGGCAAGUGAAGGAGCCAGGGCAUGAAGGAAGUACAGACAAUGAUGACUCCUCUUCUGAUAAAGAAGAGCUUGGGGAAAUUUGGAAUGCAAACAAAGCAAGCCAGAUUGAAAGCACGGGGAAGAUCAAGGCAAGCAAAAGUGGAAGUUUCACAGCGAUUGGUAAUAUACCACAAGACAAAUUCAGAUAUCCUGGCCGUGAAGUGCCUUCUAUGGAGAUGGAUUCAAAAUUGUCCCAGAACAAAGACAAGCCCACACAUUGUUCAGAGUGUGGCAAAGCCUUUCGAACUUACCACCAGCUUGUCCUUCACUCAAGAGUACAUAAGAGAGACCGAAAGAAUGAUUUAGAAGCCAGCUCUGUUGAAGGAAAGCAGCCAAGAGCAUGCCUUACAGAUGUCGGGACUGUGGAUGAGAAUGGAGUAGGAGAACGAGGGGAAGGAGGCUCUGAAGAUGGAUCAGAGGAUGGGCUAAUAGAGACCUUAGAUAAGAACGAAGAUGGCAUAGAAAGAGCAAAAGUUAAAAACCUUGGCGCCUCUAGAGAAUGCAGCUAUUGUGGGAAGUAUUUCCGCUCAAACUAUUACCUCAAUAUUCAUCUCAGAACUCACACAGGUGAAAAACCAUACAAAUGUGAAUUUUGUGAGUAUGCAGCAGCCCAGAAAACAUCUUUGCGAUAUCACUUGGAGAGACACCACAAGGACAAGCAAACAGAAGCUGCAGCAGAUGUGAAAAUUGACAGUAAAGGUUUGCUGUCUUCUCAGGAGAUGGGCUUUUUGCCAGUCGGCAAUUGUGCUCCGGAAACCAAAAAUCUGAAAAGGCUCCUGGAAGAUGCCAAAGAUGCUAAAGGAGGCCCACCUGUAAAACAGCAGAAAGAAAUGCUUUCCUCUUUUCAGACUGCACUGAACAAUAUCACCCAGGACACAAAUAAAGGUACAAACUAUGGUGGCUCAAAUGAUGGUGCAUCAGUUCCAUGCCUUGAAAACUUAAAGUUGGAAAAAAUUGAAAUAGAGCUUCAGGGAAACAAGCACGUUGAUAGGUCUGAGAAAAGGAAUUAUGUUUUGCCAGAAAGUGUGCUUUAUUCUGGUGCUGUGAAAGGUGAAACAAAUAUGGCUCUUCUAAGCGACAUUUCAGAAAACUCGAAAUGCAGACUAAUAGCUCAAGAAAAGCCCUUAAAUUUGUCUACUGGCUGUUCUCUGGAUGCUUCAGUAACUGCUGCCUCUCAGUGCUCCUUAGCAACCAGCACCUGCUCCUUUUGUACUUACCGAACACUAUAUCCAGAGGUUCUAAUAAUGCACCGGCGAUUGAUGCAUAAGCCCCCCAAUAAUUCCAACGCUGCUAAUAAAAAUAGCAUCAGAAAUAGGGCAGCUCUUAAAGCCAGACGUACUGGAUGCCCACCUUAUCUUCUGGGAAAGGAUGUGCACCCUCUGCCUCUUAACCCUGGGAAAAUCAAGUCUUCCUUGCCUACCCAGUCAAAAUCCCCGCAUGUGGAGAAGGCUAAACAUUGUUCCACUCUACGGAGCAAAGCACCCAUUUUUUCAGCGUUGAACUCUAGCAGCUCGGCACCAAGUAACUUGAAAUCAUGCAAACUGCAAGUGAUUGGAGGUCAGAUUACUAGCUCUAGACCACAGCAUGAAACCCACAACAGCCCUAGUAGCACUCCUGUACAGGAUAGAGGGAAAAAGCUGGAUCCUAAAGCAAGAGUUUUGGCUUCUUCUCAAUUAGGCAUAGCAAGUAGCAACAUAAAUGGCUCUCUUGAGACUCCGUUGAACGAAUCUGCUUGGUCAAGCAAUCGAGGAAUAGAGUUUCUCAGUAACAGACCUGCAGGGAAUAUAAACUUGGAAUUUGAUGGACUGCCUUCUAAAAGAGCAAGGUCUAAUCUUUUGGCUCCAGAACAGAUUGACCCUAUGCUGUAUCGGAGAGGGAACGAUGCUGGCAGAUUACAUAUUGCGGGCAGAUACGCAGGUCUGCUACCUCAGGAAUAUUCACACACCAAACCUGCUGCCUCUUUCCUCCCAGCCAAACAAGGGCUCAUGAGCUCUGAAGUAGAUGCUAUAAAUCCAGUGACUAUUCUGAAGCCAUACGAAACAUAUGGUCCUGGGCCAUAUUACAGUUCCUGUGGAUCAAGUAGCAGCCAAGUCCCCAGCUCUUCAAAAGAAGGAAAAAGGCCAGUGUCGUAUCAACACUUGUCUAGCACCAUGCUGCAGAAAAGAGGUUACGAGAGGCUUAUUGGCAAUACACAUAAUCGACUGAAUGACAAGAGAACAUGAUUUUGCUACAAUGAAUGGUAUGAAGAUGCAAAUUUUGAUUUCCCUUGCAGUUCAUCUCUUGAGAAUAAUGAAUGAUGAAAGCUACCAAACUAAGCUGUGAUUGUACUGUUGUAUAGAGAGAAACACUACAGUUCUGUAAUGGAAGGUCUGACCCCAUUUGUACAGUGUGGACCUAAACACUGUCUUCUCAAGACUAGCCUGCAAAGAACUGGCAAAUGCAUCUGUUCCUGAUCUUGAAUAAUAUUUUUUCUCAGAAUUAUCAUUGACCAAAUAUUCAAUAUAAAGUAUAUUUUUGCAUACUUGAGUGCUGCUGAAAAGAGAUCCAAUUUAGAAGCUGUGUGUAACCCUUGCACCUCAGGUAAAUCUGUGCAUUGAGUGUGUCUGGUUUAAAUACUGGGAUUAUUUUUGUAUAAGGGUAGUAGUUUGUCAAAUUUUGUUUUGUGCUUUAACCUAUGUACAUUUUUGAAAAUGUUUCCAAAUGAACAACAUACUUUUGUUUUCAUCUUACGCAGUUUAAAUACCAGCUGGAAUAAGGCAAGAAUAUUAACACACAAGUACCACAAUCUUUUCAAAGAAACUGUGUACUUUAUUUUCUAUCAGUAGGGAGUAACACGUCUCAUAAUCCUUGGCAUGCAGUCACAAUUCAGAUAAAAUGCUUUUUGGCUUCCAAGCUAUUACUGAAGAGGGACUUGUGCUUGCAUGAGAGAGAUUCAGUUUACCCCUCUUCCUCCUAAAUACUCAGUUUUGACUCCACAGAUGCAUCAUAUUGCAAAAAUGCAUAGCUUUAAAAAUAUUUUGUACAUAUGCCUGAAGCAGAAAACAGCAUUCCUGUUGAACCCUGAUGCAACUUGUUGUACCAGUUACAAAACUUUAUAUUUGCAAAUAUAGUACUCCUUGUUUGUCCAGCAGCCAAAGCAAGGACAUGACCCACCCAUUCAUGUAGCUGUAUGCAUGGGAAAAGAUUUCCACAUGGUACUAUGAAGUCCUAUUCCACUCCCCACCCCGCACCCCACCCCAACAUUCCUGUCCAUUUUGGGCCAGAAUAUAAUGUCAUGUGCACUGCCAUUACUUUCAACUGAAGGCCUGUCUCGCCUCCCCCUCCCACCUCACCCCACUCCUCCACAGAUCUAUGUAUAUGGGGCAACUGUGGGCCUUCCCAUGUUGAAGGCAAUGGCCUGCACAUUUCAUUGUGCCCAGGGCUAUAUUCACCAAAGCAAAGAGGAAUGGUGGUGGCUUUACUUAGGGACCCACUCCUUUACAUUUGGAACUGUGUGCUGUGCAUGCAGUGCAGCCCCAAGUUGGUUUGAUAGCCUUGUCAAGGAACUGUUGGGGUUUUUGUGUGUGUGUGUGUGAACCCAAUAUUUUUUCCAUUGCACAUGACAAUAAUGAAUGGAAGAGCCGUCUUGUUACCAGCCAUGGUGCUGUGCAUAUUGAUGAUACAGCAUGUGAAGCCUUUAAUGACUCAUUCUUUUCUUUGGGUUUGGAUGUCAAACAUUUCCAGGAAACAAAUGGUUUCAAAAAUAAUUUUUGCACUGUUGAUUGUGUGUUUCUUAUCAGAUGUAAAACAGCAGAACACAGACUUUCUUGGCGAUUCCCCCACAACCCCAUAUGCAACUUUGAGACAUUUUAAAUUAAUUUCUUACUUCCUGUGUAUUAAGGGAUAUGUAAUUUUGAUGUCUCUGUAAAACUGGCAAUGUAAUGAAGUGCUGUGUAUCAGGAAAUUGUACACAAUUUACCAUUUUCCUGUUCAUAAGCUGAGCCAUAUGUACAUAAAAUCUAGAUUUGUUUUCCUAGUUUUGCACUUUUAUAGCCUAUUUUUUGAAGAUAAAUUUGCGUGGAAGAUGGUUAUUCUAUUUUUGCCUUACCCUUCAACGAGUCUUAUAGGAUGUGUAAAAUAACUUGUCUGUAUCCUUUUUUUCAAGUAAUAAAUCUUAAAAUAUAAAAGACCAGGGCUAUGUUUAACUAUAGUUUGUAUGUUUUUUAAAGAAUCUUCCUCUUUGUUUUGGUGCAGUUUUUCUAAAACUCAGUCUCUUUUCAGUUUGGAAGAGAACAAAGAACGCUUUCAAAUUUGACUCGGGACAUCUCUCUCGUGUUACCUUUAUUAUGUCACUGGAGCUGCUUCAGCGCAAGCUUCCUCCUUCCUUCCUUCCUUGCAGAAAUAAUAUCAUAAGUUCUGCACUUGCUGGGUUGGUUUCCGGAAGGGGAGACACUGGUGGACCCUUUCCCAAUGGCCUGGGGUUUCCAAUGCUCCUUUUGCAGCACAAAACAAAGCAGCUCAUAUAUUGUGACGUUAACACAAGAGAUGCCCUCAAUUGCAGCUGUACACCCAAGCAUUUCCACACGGGAGUGCCAUGAAAGCCCUGUCAGAACAGAGGAUCUGCAGCAGCAGAGCUUUGUAGAUUGCAGCCCUGGUCUCCAAAGUAGGUUUUGCCCAUCAGUAUUAACUAUGGGAUACUACUGGUUUUUUGUUUUGCAAUAGCAAUGAGUAUACUGGUACAAAUUAUCAAUUUGUUGUAUUUAUUUCCUACCCCCUUGAUUUGUUUUAAUUGUCGAACCUCCCUUAAGUUUGUCAGGCUGUAGACACCAAUUCAAGUCAUUUAAUUUAUGAUGUGUUUUCAGUUUAGUGGAAUAUGUUAUUACAUGUGGAUGUAAAUACAACUUGGUGGUUUUCUUUUGCAAAUACUCUCGUCCUUGUUUCACUUUCUGAACACUAGACAGACAAAAUUUUA
Molecule: messenger RNA, 6448 nt
Organism: Podarcis muralis (Common wall lizard)
Lineage: Eukaryota; Metazoa; Chordata; Lepidosauria; Squamata; Lacertidae
Gene: ZNF217
Product: zinc finger protein 217
Biological process (GO): regulation of DNA-templated transcription
Cellular component (GO): nucleus
Molecular function (GO): DNA-binding transcription factor activity, RNA polymerase II-specific; RNA polymerase II cis-regulatory region sequence-specific DNA binding
Source: RefSeq, a predicted model, not a curated record